UGGCUGCUGGAAAAGAGAAGUAUUUCAUUGUUGACUUACCAUCCACAAAACACUCACUGCAUUAUUGUUGGUUGUGCAGGAGGCUCCACUUCUGCUUCUCAGAGAUGUACUGUUGUAUAAUUUUUCAUUUGUUUGAAGCCAUUUUUACACGCGAGUGUAAACACUGAGCCAGCAGCAAAUUAUUUGGAUGUAAAAUGACUAGAGGCCCUAACACUGCUAAUUUUGAACCAAGCUAAAUGUAAUGAACAUGCUUUGUAUAGACCGUAGAUCUAAACUAAUCCGUUCAAGGAAGUAUAAUAGGUCACCUUUAACAGGAAACUUUAGAUUUUCAGGGUAAAAAGUAACAGCUCUGAAUUAGUAAAACUCUAAUUUAUUCUCUCUGGUUCUCUUCCAUUGAUUUAACGAGUCUGAGUUGAGCACAUACCAGAUUGUCAGCGUCUCCAUUUGAAGCUGAUACGUCCUGGGAGUGAUGCACUGGCUUCCCCUGGUUGCCAUGGUGAUCGCCUCGGCCCUGCCCUUCCCUCACAACCCCGCGACCGCGCAGCCCAGCGAGGAUCGUAAACAGACCUCCACCUCAGAAGAGGAGAACUGGAUAACCUACGAACCGUUCAGCAGUCCGGACGUUCCCGCCGAAGAAGAAGAAGCAGAACCGCUCAGGACCGAGGAAAUUUCCCAGGAAAACUCGCUACCAAAGGACUCCAAAGCCAGUAGGAAAGAUGGCGACUCGGACUCCAUACCGCGCCAUUUUAGGACAGGCGCAGCCGAGGACAGCCCCGCCGUAGAUGUCGGGUUGGGUCUGGAAAUAGACGAAAUGUUUCUGGACGCACAUCCCCGCGUCCUGUUCUCGCCCUCGCCUUCGCCGCCGGAGCAUCCGCCGCUUCUGCUGAUGUUGGAGAACGGGCUACUGGAGGACGACAGCGACGGAGACAUAGAGGGUCACGGGGAUCGCGCCGCCGACCGGACCACGCCGACUCCGACAUGGGCGGACUACAACAAGGGCCCCGCCGACGAGGCGUACCGCCCGGUGAAACGGGACAAACGUUCACACCUGAUGGAUACCCACAGGGGGGAGAAGUCCGUGUGCGAGUCAGAAAGCACGUGGGUCAACAACAAAACCACCGCCAUCGACUCGCACGGCGAGCGGGUCACCAUCGUCCCGCAGAUCCAGACAAUGACGGGUGCGCUCAAGCAGUACUUUUACGAGACGCGGUGCCGCCGGCCCGACGGGCAGAGCGGCUCGAGCAGGACGCGGGGAGCGGGCGCGAGGUCCGCGGCGGCCGGCGUGGCCGGGGCCAGCUGCCUCGGCGUGGAUAAAAAACAAUGGCGGAGCGAGUGCAGAGAGAAGCAGUCGUACGUCCGCGCGCUCUCCAAGGACGCCAAGAACAAGAUGGGAUGGCGGUGGAUCCGGAUAGACUCGUCCUGCGUCUGCGUGCUGCUGUCCAGAACCAAUCAGGGGAAGGACGUGAUGACGAGGCGCAGGAGAGUCUAACGCAAGGAAGGAAGACACGUUUGGACGUCCUGUCUCCUUCCCCCAUUUUAUGACUUUUACAAAAAACAAGAAGACCUCAAUGCUAAAUGAUUUUAGGGAAACUGUUAUAUAGACAGAGGUGGGUAGAAAACGACGGCAUGUUAGGAGCAAUUAAAAAAGAAUAACAUUUCUGGAAAUAUUGAAAAAACGCUGAGCAUCAACAAGUUGAACAUUUGCAAGAAAUUUUGUUUAAAUGCCUUCUAAAAUUUUCCAGAAAAGAAGGAAAUUUCAUAAUUUCAAUCAAAUUUUCUAGAAAAAAAGAUGGAAGUUUCUUAGUUUAAGCAGUCGGAAAUUUGUGAGAAAGAAAAAAAAUCCAAUUUUGAGAUCUGAGAAAUUUUCUAGACAAAAAUGAUAAAUUUCUGAGAUUGAAAAGUUAAAAAUUGGCAAAAGAAAUUAAGCUGCAAUUUUGAGAUCUGAGAAAUUUUCUAGAAAAGAAUGGGAAAUUUCUGAGUUAGAAAAGUCAAAAAUUUACAAGAAAACCAAAAAAUGUUGAGAUCUCAGAAAUCUUAUACAAAAAACAAGGACAUUUGGAAUUAGAAUUAGAAAAAAGAAUUAAUUUACGAGUUUGAAGUCAAAAAUAUGAGAAAAUAAAUCAUAUUUUGAGGUCUCAACUAAUUUUCUACACAAAGUCUUUCCAAAAGUCAAAUAUUUUCGACUUUUUUUGAAUCUCAGAAAUUUCCGUUUUUUCUAGAAAUUCUUUUUAGAUGAAUCUAAAAAUUUGAGUUUACUUGGCAGAAAUUUACUCCUUUUUUCCUUAAAGAGAAUGACCCUCAUACGCCGCUGUAGUAGAGAACACAAAUGUUGUACUCAAGUAAGAUUAGCCCGACUUCAACAAGGGAUGCAAACAAUUAAUAAAAUUAAUUCAAAUUGAUUAAGUCAGUGUUGUAGUUUGGCUGCAAUCCAGCAGAGGGCGCUGCUGGUCAUGCUUAAGCGAGCCAGUUAAUACAGAAACAAAGAUGGCAGCGCCAUACCAGAACGGGAAAGAGAAGCAGUCCAAACAAAGUCAUGCAAGAUGCACUUUAUGCGAUUCUGUUUAGAAAUAUAAACAUUCGACAAACUCCUAAAGUUUACAAAAAAUUGGUUGUUUUUUUUUGUUUGUUUUUUUUUGACUCAGCAUAUUAUGACAAAUUUAGCCCUUCAUGUUAUGGAAAGACAGCCAACCUUCUUCACACAAAAGAAAACUCAGGGUUUUAACAAAAUGGCUGCUUAUCAACUCACUAAUUGAUAAAAUGCAUCUCUAAAUUCAACACAUUUUUCCUCAAGUAAAAGUAAAAACUACAAAAAAAUUACUCAAGACCGACUAAACAGAUCAUCUGAUUUAAAAUUAAAUAAAUGUGACGUUGUGUCCAAAUUCUGGUAUUUUAAAGACUAAAGUGAAAAAAUUAAUACAUACAAAUAUCAUGAUUACAGAAUAACAGAUUGAGGCAGCAGAUGAAGCAUUUUUCCAAAUAAAAAAACUAUAAAACUAAUACUGUCAAAUGUACUUUGUUGGAACAGGGUGAAAUACGUCCAGUGCCAAAUGGUUCAGCAGACAGAAAAUUAGAAAAACAAUUCAGUGAAAUUAGCUCAAGAAUAGCAAAACUUUGUAAAAUAUAUUACUCAAGUAAAAGUAUAUUUUUCAAAUAAAUGUAAGUAGUUACUACCCACCUCUGUGUAUAGAGAUUUCACACCAAGAAGUACUGUUUUUGUAUGAUUUAUCUUUCAUAACCUAAGUUAUUUUUGCCUAGUAUGUAAGCAUGUCUUUGAUAUUAAUAUAUUUCCUGCUGUGUCUACAACACGACACCAGUAUACCUUUUCUGUAUCGCCGUGUGUAUUUAUAGAAGACGUCUUCAUGCAGUAGUAGCUCUCUCCGGUGUCUGAUGACGAUUCCAGCCUUUGGGUCACUCGCCUUGUAAAAGCAAAGAGCGCCACCUACUGAGAUUUAAUUUCACUGCUCCAAACUCUUACAGCUUUGGGUGAAUUUUACAGGAUCUGGGUUGUAAAUUAUGUGACACCUAAAGAAGAUCUUAUUACAUGAUAUGAUAAUUAAAGACAUUUGUAUUUUAGUAUUUUUGAGCACCUUUUAAUGCAUUUUUUAAAUUAGCUUUCAAUGCAUUUGUUUUAUUUUUAGUGCUUCUUUGCAUAUAUUAUCAUAUUUCUAUAUAUUUUUUUUCUUUUUAAAGUUCUUUCUCUGCAAAAAUCAGACUACUUUGUUCGUGUCGUUAAGAUUUUGUUUAUUUUCAAAGCAGGUAAAGCUAAAAAAGGUAUUAUAAUAAACUUAUU
Xiphophorus maculatus (southern platyfish) is the source of this 3790-nucleotide messenger RNA. RefSeq names its product beta-nerve growth factor-like. Lineage: Eukaryota; Metazoa; Chordata; Actinopteri; Cyprinodontiformes; Poeciliidae. The transcript has 2 exons. The record is from RefSeq and is a predicted model, not a curated record. The coding region runs from base 470 to 1489 and encodes 339 amino acids. Gene Ontology annotation, biological process: cell surface receptor protein tyrosine kinase signaling pathway; positive regulation of peptidyl-serine phosphorylation; neuron projection morphogenesis. Gene Ontology annotation, molecular function: growth factor activity; nerve growth factor receptor binding.